Messenger RNA from Hansenula anomala, 3774 nucleotides. RefSeq names its product ATP-dependent RNA helicase ECM16 (gene ECM16). Lineage: Eukaryota; Fungi; Ascomycota; Saccharomycetes; Phaffomycetales; Wickerhamomycetaceae. Gene Ontology annotation, biological process: maturation of SSU-rRNA from tricistronic rRNA transcript (SSU-rRNA, 5.8S rRNA, LSU-rRNA). The record is from RefSeq and is a predicted model, not a curated record. Gene Ontology annotation, cellular component: nucleolus; intracellular anatomical structure. The transcript has a single exon. Gene Ontology annotation, molecular function: ATP binding; RNA binding. Bases 1 to 3774 code for a protein of 1257 amino acids.
AUGGGUCAAUACAGAAAGAGAUUCAAUGAGAAGGCCCGUCAGGGGAUGCUGAUGAAGCAGGAGAAGCUUCGUCGUGUCAGACAAAAGCAGUUUACUCGUCAUUUGGAUGAUGGGACCCAAGCUAAAGAGGAACCAAAGGAAGAGGAAACAAAUAACCCAAAUGCUGAAAUCUUACAACCAAUGACCAAAGCUGAAAGGGAAGAUAGGAAGAGAAAAUUGGAAGAACAAAUAAGGCCCAAAGCUGAGUCCAAAGUUUCAAGAAAUAAGAAGAAGAGAUUAGAUAAAUAUAUUGAACAUCAACUGAAAAGAGAAGAGAAACAAGUUUUGAUACAGAAGCUUCAAGAAUCCAAGUUUGAUACAUCUUUAUUGAAGAGUUCAAAGCUACUAGGGACUGGUAAACAAACUAAAAAGGAAGAAUUUGCUGAAGCUUUGGAAUUAGAAAGACAAGGAAGAGGUGAUGAAAGAACAAAGGAAAUUUUAUAUGAAGAAAGAGAAGUCCGUGAUUGGGAUGAAGAUUUCAAAGAUGAAAAUCCUAUCAAAUCACUAGAUCAGCUAGAAGAAGAGGAUGAUAAUGAUAGUGCCUCUGGGUCCGAUGAUGGUGAGAAAUUUGGUGAUUCAACAGAAACAAAAUCUUCAUUCAUUGAUUUCAGACCUAGUAAAUUUGGUGGUUCAGGUUCAGGCUUUUCAUUUCAAAAUCUUCCAAAAGUUACAAAAACAAAGAAGAAGAGCUAUAACUGGAGAUCAAAGCUUGCUGCUGAAGAGAGAAGAAAAAACAAGAUUGAGGAUGAGAAUGAUUUCGAGUCUUCUGAGGAGGAAGAUGACCAAGAAGAUGAAGAUGAUAGCCAAGAAGAACAGGAAAUCGAUGAUGAAGAGAAUGAAAAUGAAGAAGAAGAUGAAGAAGAAGGUGAAGAUGAGGAAGGUGAAAGCUCAGGUGAAGAAGAUGACGAUGAAGAUGAUGAUGAAAGUGAAGAAGAGGAAGAAGAGGAACAUCGUAAAAAGUUUUCACACAGUUUAAAAGCUGAAGCAUUCAAAGAAUGGGCAGAUGAACAAAUCAGAAAACUUGAAGGUCGUGAAGCACCAUCAGCUCCAACUCUACCAGACGUCCACUAUGAAAGGGUUGAUCGUCCAGAAGAUUUAGAAGAUGAUUUGCCAAAAGAAUAUAUCCCAAUUGAUGAAAAUAGCAAACGUCAAGCCUUUUACGUUAAUGUCAACAGAUCAGAUGAAAUCCAACAAUCCAGAAUGCAACUACCAGUUUUCGGAGAAGAACAUAGAAUUAUGGAAGCUAUUCACCAUAAUGAUGUUGUUAUUGUUUGUGGUGAAACAGGGUCCGGUAAAACUACACAAGUUCCACAAUUCCUGUACGAAGCCGGUUAUGGUUCUCCAGAGAGUCCAGAUACUCCAGGUAUGAUUGCCAUCACCCAACCAAGAAGAGUUGCUGCUAUUUCUAUGGCUGAGCGUGUUUCUAAUGAAUUGGGAGAUCAUGGUGAUAAAGUUGGUUACCAAAUUCGUUUUGACUCUACAGCUAAGCAAGAUACGAGAAUGAAAUUCAUGACUGAUGGUGUUUUGUUGCGUGAAAUGAUGACAGAUUUCAUUUUGAACAGAUAUUCAGCAAUCACUAUUGAUGAAGCUCAUGAGCGUAGUAUCAAUACUGAUAUUUUGAUUGGUAUGUUAAGUCGUGUUGUUAAACUUCGUGCUCAAUUGAAUGCCCAAGAUCCAGUGAAGUUUAAAAAAUUAAAAUUGAUUAUCAUGUCUGCUACUUUAAGAGUUACUGAUUUCAGUGAAAAUUCAGUUUUGUUUGAUGUCCCACCACCUAUUUUGAAAGUUGAAGCUCGUCAAUAUCCGGUCUCUGUUCACUUCAACAGACGUACCAAACAUGAUUAUUUGGAUGAAGUGUUCAGAAAAACUUGUAAAAUCCAUCAAAAGCUUCCUCCAGGUGGUAUUUUAAUCUUCCUGACUGGUCAAAAUGAAAUCACAAAUGUUGUCAAGAGAUUAAGAAAAGAAUUCCCAUUGAAGGAUAAGAAAAAGAAUCUUGUUCAUGAAGAGGAAGUUGCAGAUGUUCGUAUAAACUCUAAACAUGCUGAUAUUGAAGCUGAAGAAGUUGAUUUCAGUGUUAAAGUCAAUGCCGAUGAAGCAUUUGAUGAUGGUGCUGAUGAAGAUGAAGAUGAUGAUGAAGAAGAAGGUUUUGAAGAAACUUUGGAAGAAGGGCAAACAGAUCAAGAUCCAUUAUAUGUCCUACCAUUAUACUCUCUAUUGCCAACAAAUGAACAAAUGAAGGUUUUCAAAGAACCACCAGCGGGGAGCCGUCUAUGUAUUGUUGCCACAAACAUUGCAGAAACUUCUUUAACAAUUCCAGGUAUAAGGUAUGUUGUUGAUGCCGGUAGAUCUAAAGAUCGUUGUUAUGAUGACAAGACUGGUGUGCAAAGUUUUGAGAUUGAUUGGGUCAGUAAAGCUAGUGCUGACCAAAGAGCUGGUAGAGCUGGUCGUACAGGUCCUGGUCAUUGCUAUAGACUGUAUUCUUCUGCUGUUUAUGAAAGAGAUUUCCCACAGUUCUCUAGACCUGAAAUAUUACGUACACCAAUUGAAACUGUUGUCUUGUCAAUGAAAAGCAUGGGUAUUGAUAAUGUCGUGAACUUCCCAUUUCCGACACCACCUGAAAGAGUUGCAUUAGGUAAAGCUGAGAAAUUGUUGCAAUAUUUAGGUGCCUUGAGCAAAGAGAACAAGAUUACUGAUGUUGGUAGAACUAUGAGUUAUUUCCCUAUCAGUCCAAGAUUUGCUAAAAUGCUUCUUGUUGGAAAUCAAUUAAAUUGUUUACCUUAUAUUGUUGCUAUUGUUUCUGCUUUAUCUGUUGGUGACCCAUUCAUUAAUGAGAAUGAGUUAGGAAUAGUGGAGGAACAAAAUAAGAAUGAAGAUGAAGAAGAGGAAUUAUCACCAAUUGAACUAGAGGCGAAACGUAAAUUACGUUCGAAAUUCCAUUCAUCAAGACAAAUAUUCUGCCAGCUUGAUAAAUUCAGUGAUGCAUUGAAACUACUGAGUGCCGUUUGUGCUUUAGAUCAUGUUCCAUUAGCUAAAAGAGAUGAAUUCUUGAGAAACCAUUUCUUGAGACCAAAGCUUAUGGAGGAAAUUUCAAAGUUGAGAAAACAAGUUAUGUAUCUUGUUAAAACUUAUACAACAAAGGAGAACAUUGCAACUUCUGUUAAAGAAUCUGAAAUGAAACUUGGUCGUCCAGAUAAACGUCAAGUUCAAGCUAUUAAGCAAAUGAUUUCUGCUGGUUUUGUUGACCAGGUUGCCAUUAGAGCUGAUUUGAUUGAAUCAGAUGUUAAAAUCACCAACAGAACAAAUAUCAUCAAUAUACCAUACAUCACGUUAUUCCCUACAAAAGGUUCAGAAGAAGAUGAUAGUCCAUAUGUUUAUAUUCAUCCAACUUCCAUCCUGUGCAAUAUUGGUGAUGUUCCACCUUCCUAUUUGAUUUAUCAAUCAGUUAAUAAAGGUGCUAAUAACAACCCUGAAUCCAAAACGCCUCCAAAGACAAGACUAAGAGCAUUAACGGAUAUAUCAGACAGUGCAUUGACUAGUGUUGCUAAGAAUAGUGGGUUGAUAACGUAUUCGAAACCUCUAGGUCACCCAUAUGCUCCAAAGAACAUCACAUCCACAAAGAGAGAGUGCUGGGUUGUUUCAAGAAUCGGUGCAGCUAUUGGUGCUGGUGGUGUUGGAUUGGACCUGAAGACUAUCAAGGUUAUCCAGAACAAAGUGGCUGGACAAUGGGUUAAUGAGUAA